This is a messenger RNA of Entamoeba invadens IP1, 1221 nucleotides long. RefSeq lists its product as hypothetical. NCBI's taxonomy places the organism in Eukaryota, Evosea, Mastigamoebida, Endamoebidae. The coding region runs from base 1 to 1221 and encodes 406 amino acids. The record is from RefSeq and is a predicted model, not a curated record. The transcript has a single exon.
AUGUCGACAAUUCGUCCAUUAAAUGGCUACGAAUUUGCAGUUUCUUUUGUUUGUUUGUCCUUGUCGGACACCUUUCCCAAAUUAGAAUUUGGGCCAUUUAAAAAAGCGGUAUUAAAAGAGCUCAUUAAAUACACUGUUUUUCACUUAGACAUAGUAUACAAAGAUCAUCACGCUUAUUGGUCGAAAUUUUCGGACACUUGGCUUCUAGAAAAUUCUUCUCUAUUUAUCACAGAAGUUCCUUUUGAAGAACCAAAAGACGUUGAAACUGCGUCGUACAAUUUACAUAAAGAAGGGACUCCCCUCUUUACAAUAGAAUUUUCCUCCAAUGAUGAAUUGACUCAAAUUAAAUUACUAGCAAAUCACGUUCUCUGCGAUGGUCGCACUCUCUUCACGUUAUUCCAAAUCAUCAAGAACGCAAUUCCUAAUGAGCGCCACGAGGAAAUAGCCGACCAAGACUUGUUCCCCUUCGACUACACAACUCUCUAUGACAUCGACAAAACUGUUUUAAUGCACGACCCGAAGAGUUGGGACAUCCCGAAGAAACCUCUUAUUCCUCAAAUACCAGAGAAGAGUCAAUAUAUCAACAUCUAUCACACUUUCAAUACACAAAAGGUGCUUUCUUACUGUAAAAGACAUCAAGUUGGGGUGCAGGCAAUUCUUAUGACUGUCCAGCAAAGAGCUAUGAGAAAGUUUAAUCAACUUCCAGAUAACUCCCCGAUCAGUGUGUACUGCCCAAGCGACACGCGACGCAAUAAAUACGCCAAAGACGAAUUGAAGCGCUCAAAAUUCUACUGCAUGGCUGGUGCUAAUUUCCCAGUCAUUUUCGGGAAGGAAAAGUUGGAAGAAGAAAUUGUCGAGUGCAAUGGAAAAAUGAGAGAGAUGAUGGAGACUAACGAGUGCUGCGUGCAACUGUUGAUUGGAAGUAUGAUGAUCGACAGUAAAACACUCGCAUUUGCACCAAACCCAAAUACCCCAAAUUUGUGUCAAGCACAAGCGAUUAUGGUCUCGAAUAUCGGAAGAUACGUCGGGUUGAAUCAACCAAGAGUUAAGGUCAUGGCUCCGUGCGAUGUGAACGGAUUUUCUGCAGUGUUGUACUCGUGGCACUCCGAGAAGUCACUUUACACAAUGUUCUUUGUACCAGAUAAGAUGGACGCGAAACUGCUGGAAAUAAUGAAUAAGGAAUUGAGCGAUGUGAUGGAAUACGUCUGUAAAGAUGAAUAA